Molecule: messenger RNA, 1176 nt
Organism: Ricinus communis (castor bean)
Lineage: Eukaryota; Viridiplantae; Streptophyta; Magnoliopsida; Malpighiales; Euphorbiaceae
Product: NADPH-dependent aldehyde reductase-like protein, chloroplastic
Exons: 2
Coding region: 187-993 (268 amino acids)
Molecular function (GO): oxidoreductase activity
Source: RefSeq, a predicted model, not a curated record
AUCAAUUAAAAAACUCAUUUAUUUCUUCCCGAAAAAGUUAAAAAGAAGUUUCAAGCCAUCAAAACUGAAUUAAGGAAGAAAAAGGAAAUUUUUCUUUUUUGGGCAAGAAGAUUGGACCUUCGAGGCUUUAACCACUUAAUCUAUAAAUUCUCUCUGUAAAGACGGUAUCUUUACUCUCCAACAGUCAUGGCUGCAGCAUCCAGUGCCAACCCACAAAACCCAACUUCUCUCCCUCUCCAAGAUCGAGUUGCCAUAGUCACUGGCUCAUCUAGAGGCAUCGGUAAAGCCAUAGCACUCCAUUUGGCUUCCUUGGGUGCAAAGCUUGUUAUUAACUACUCUUCCAAUAAGGAACAAGCCGAUCUUGUGGCUAGAGAUGUUAAUUCUUCUUCUGAGAAGGAUUCUCCAAGAGCUAUUACAGUUCAAGCCAAUGUUUCUGAUCCAACCCAUGUCAAGUUUCUAUUUGAUGAGGCUGAGAGAGUUUUUGGGUGUCAAGUUCAUGUCUUUGUUAACUCUGCUGGUACUUUGGAUUCUAAGUAUCCUUCCAUUGCUGACACUUCUUUGGAGGGUUUUGAUCUUACUUUUAGUAUCAACACUAGAGGUGCAUUCUUGUGCUGCAAAGAAGCAGCAAAUCGGCUAAAACGUGGGGGUGGAGGCCGAAUAGUUGUGCUAUCAUCAUCUCAGGUGGGUGCAUUGAGGCCAGGAUUUGGGGCAUAUGCAGCUUCAAAGGCAGCAGUAGAGGCAAUGGUAAAGAUUCUAGCCAAAGAGCUCAAGGGCACUGGGAUUACAGCAAAUUGUGUUGCACCAGGUCCUAUUGCAACAGAUAUGUAUUUUAGUGGGAAGACAGAGGAGCAAAUUCAGAGGAACAUAGCAGAAUGCCCGUUAGGCCGGCUUGGUGAACCCAAGGAUGUUGCCCCUAUAGUUGGAUUCUUGGCUACUGAUGCUAGUGAGUGGGUUAAUGGACAGGUUGUUCGUGCCAAUGGCGGCUAUGUAUAGGACUCGCAGAUCGAGCAUGCUACACCAGGAGUUUGAAAGAAUGACGCUUUACAUUUCCAAUUCUCUGAUGAAGUCAAAGUGCAUAUUGUUUCUGUAACGGCUACAAUGAAGUUAAAUCAUUACUAGUUAAAGAAACCUCUCAUGGAAGUAAAAAUAAAAUUUGUGAUGCAAAGUUUAGACAAA